Molecule: messenger RNA, 567 nt
Organism: Amyelois transitella
Lineage: Eukaryota; Metazoa; Arthropoda; Insecta; Lepidoptera; Pyralidae
Gene: bcpi
Exons: 3
Coding region: 106-375 (89 amino acids)
Source: RefSeq, a predicted model, not a curated record
ACAAUUUGUUCUUCUGAGGUUUAUAAACUGUGACUGGCCUUCGAUAAUGUGACAGUUGUAAGGUUUGCACAAUCACACACAACUAGUUGGUGACCUAAGUUCGCUAUGGCUGCCUCAGCACCGACUCAAGAGAAACAAUAUUACGAUGCCAAGGACGCCCCAAAGUUAUUUGAACAGUUUACCAAGGAUCAUAACAGGAACUACAAGGAUGAAGAGGACAAAAAGAUUCAUUUCGAAGCAUUCAAAGUUAAUUUAGAAAAAAUAAACGAAUUGAAUGCUAAAAGUCCUUCAGCGACGUAUGGUAUUAAUAAAUUUGCCGAUUAUACCGAUGAAGAGAGAAAACAGAUGUUUGGAGUAAGGCUGCCAUCUAAUUGAAGACGUGAAACUGUGAUACUUGAUUUUUGUAAUUGUUAUUUUUAUAAAUAUAUACAAUUAUGUAAAAAUAAUCAUAAAACAUUUAUAAUUAGUAAGUGCAUAUAAAAAGUUCAAGUAACUCAAAUGAUAUUAUAAAAUGUUUAAAAAGUAAAUUAUGAAUCAUAAAUAAUAUAUGUUAUGAAAUAUGUAUCA